Messenger RNA from Protopterus annectens (West African lungfish), 1957 nucleotides. Its product is annotated as 4F2 cell-surface antigen heavy chain-like. Bases 125 to 1621 code for a protein of 498 amino acids. The transcript is spliced from 10 exons. Gene Ontology annotation, biological process: amino acid transport; carbohydrate metabolic process. The record is from RefSeq and is a predicted model, not a curated record. NCBI's taxonomy places the organism in Eukaryota, Metazoa, Chordata, Ceratodontiformes, Protopteridae.
UAUGAUGUCAUCAAGAUGCAUCGGCUUUGACAACAUAUAAUGAAACAGUGGGAAGAAGUAAUUUUAACAUGCCUCAAGAGUGAAUUGUAGCAGUGCAUCUUGUUGCAAAAACAGAGUCCAAGUCAUGCAGAUAGAAGAUUUGGAAAAGGUACCGAUCCUUCAUCAUUCUGGCAAGGAAUCUUCCACAACAAAGUUGCUAUGUAAAGAACUGGUGAUGCAGCAAGCUGAAACAUGGUUCUGGGUAGUGGUGCAUCGUGGUCUCCUUGUAAUCUUCCUGUUGGCUUGGUUUGCCAUGCUAAUCGGAGCUGUGUUUAUUCUGUUACAGUCUCCUAACAACCGCCCUCAACUUCAUUGGUGGCAGCAUUCAGUAUUUUACCACAUUGAGCCUGCAGUUUUCCUGGAUUCCGAUGGAGAUGGAAUGGGAGAUUUGGCUGGAAUACAGAAACAGCUGAGCUACUUUGGGCGUCUGAAAGUACAGGCUCUAAUAAUAGCUCCAAUUUACAAGUUGGAAGGAAAUGGUUCUGGAUUUAACUUCACUGAGAUAAAUCCAUUUUAUGGCUCCAUGGAAGACUUUGAUAAGCUGGUUUCUGAAAGCAAAAAGCAUGGGAUAAGGAUUCUGUUUGAGAUCAGAGACUGGACAGGUAACCGAGUUUCAACAAGUUGGCAAACUUCGGCAUCUAGCUGGAAGAGCAGUAUAGACAAGCCUGAUCGUUUGAAAGAAAUUCUGGAUUUCUGGCUGAAGAAAGGUGUCUCAGGAUUCCUGUUUGCUAACCAAACAGGCCAGCUUAUAAAGAAGGUAACAGAUGAAUGGAAAGAACAUGUUCAGAAUUAUACUUCUAAAGAAGAUGAUGAGAGAAUUCUUAUGAUAGCUGGUUCCAGUGCCAUCCAGCCUUGCCAAAAUAUGUCUGAAUGUUUUGAGGCCAACCUAAUCCAGACCUUUAACCUCUUUGGUGGAAAGAGGAAUCUAUCAGUGCAAGCCAUGCUGCAGCAAAUGGAGGAAGCUAUACUCUGGAAUUCUAAUGAGUACUGGCCUGCCUGGAUGAUUGGCAGUCCUUCAGUGGGUCACAUGGCCUCUUUUGUAAAGGAACUACACAGAGCGUACAGUGUUCUUCUCCUGAUGCUGCCAGGAAGUCCUGUUAUUUACUAUGGAGAUGAGAUUGGCUUAAAGGACCUAAAGAACGGUAAGAAGCUGCCUGUAAUGAAAUGGAAGCCUUCAGAACACACACAAGCACUCAAGAAAGCAUUAGUGAGAGAUGAUGAUCAUUUAGCCUCUGUUGAGGAACAACAGACUCAGAAGAAAUCACUACUAAGACUUUUUUCCUCCCUGCUGGCGGUGAAAUGGCGAGAACCAGCUCUUCACUAUGGAAACAUCACCAUGCUUAACAGCAGCUCCGACAGCAUUUCCUUCCUACGCCACUGGAGUUGCUCAACGUUUUUAAUCACUAUGAACCUUGGACAGGAGAGUCUUGUACUCGAUUUUCACCCUUUUGGACUACCCCCUAAAGCACAGAUUGUUGUUAGUUCAAACCAGGACCGUCAUGGAGAGGUAGACUUGGGAUGCCUCCAGCUGUCAUCCAAGGAGAGCCUUGUACUAAAACCUGUUAAAGGCAAUGCAUCAUAGACCUGAAAAAAACAUUUAAUUUUGAUCUCUGUUUUAUACCCUUUGUAAAUGGCUCCUGUCAGUGAGAAAUAACUAGACAUAUACCCUUUCCCUGUUGCUGUGCUGAAAAUUUGGAACAUUACAUCCAGAUACCAAAUAAACCUUUGAAGUCUGUAUGUUGCCUAACUUAAUAUUCUUUAUAACAAAAAAGUUUCUACAGUUUUCCUUACCUUAACUUUAUUUCUAUCAGUACUGAUUCUGUGAGUCUUCUCUCUUGAGUUAUGCAUUACAUUGCAUUGUUCCGUUUUAAAAUGUAUGAUUAAAUGAAUAAAGGAAACUUGGCCAUUUUCAAAUUAA